AUGGAGAAAUAUUUGGUUCCAGCAAAAUCUUCAGCAGAAGAAAACCAUAGAAAACCCACUCGAUUGUAUCGAUGGAAGAGGAGUUUAACCGAAUUGAAUGGCAGAUUAGAGUCCAAGUACCGCCAUGACCUCUCUGUUCUGCUCUUGCAAUCCUACUCUCAGAUUGGAUCAUUUCCGCAUUUGUAUCAUACAACUGGAGGAGGAGGUGAUGCAGCAAUUCCUUGCCAAACUCAUAUGAAUUCGAGUGGUUUGGACUCGGAUUUGACUCGCCAAUUCGCAAUAAACAAGCAAGGCAUAUCUUUCCUGGAAUUUGACAAAAAGGGAAUUUAUUUAGUAUCAGUGACAAAAUCGGGGUGCUUGACAGUGCAUGACUUUGAAUCACUUUAUUGUCAGGCUAAUGGUUCCUUUCCAUGCUUUGGCGAAGAUGAAAGCAAACAUGUCUUGCACAUUUCUUUGGGCCGACAACUAGAUGUGGUUCGCUGGAAUCUCGCCAACCAAGAUGAGGUCGCUUGCACAUCUAUGAAAAGUAACGAAGUACAAAUUUUUGAUAUUGGUUACAUUUCUUCUGAACCAGUUGAAGUUUUAAGUACUAAGCAUGCUGUCACUGUUCAUGGGUCUGACAUUCGUAAAGGUCUAACUGAUAUAGCUUUUACUUCAGAAUCAAGGUUAAUUGCUUCUGAUACAAAUGGUGGAGUCAAUGUAUGGGAUAGAAGAAUGAGUACACUUCCAUGUCUUGAGCUUACAUCAAAUUCCCGUAGUACCCUUAACAGCAUCAAGUUAAAUGUGGAAAAUCAGAUGGUUUUUGGGGCUGGUCGGCAUGGAAUAGUUUACAUGUGGGAUCUCCGUGGAGGAAGAGCUGCUUCUGCUUUUCAAAUUCAUAAAGAGGUAUACCAUCCACCUGUAACCUCUUGGAAGUUAUCAUCAAUGCUAGAGAGAAUAGGGUCUUUGAAGGCACAGUCAGAUAUUGUCUCCAAAGAAGUGCACUCCAUUGACUUUGAUCCAUCUUGCCCGUAUCAGUUGGCAUUCCAUCUUGAUGAUGGUUGGUCAGGCAUUUUAGAUAUUUACAAUUUUCAAGCAACUCAUGUUCAUUGUCCUCCCCCGGCUUGGUUGAAUGGGUCCUCCACUGAUCUGUUGUGCUUAAGGAAACCAUCAUGGCUACCAACAUAUUCAAUCUAUGUGGUUGGAUCAUCAGCUGACAAUGGCAUCCAUCUUUUAGAUUUCUAUCCCGAUUCCAGCUCUCCUUGCCACGUGGACUACAGUCCUAUUGAAAAUGUAGAGAGGCAAUCCGGGGUGAACGGCAGAAACAAGCAAAAUAGGUUUAUUCCACUGUCUGAAGGUGUUACUGCAUGUGCAGCCCAUCCCCUCAAUGGCACCAUCAUAGCCGGAACCAAGGAAGGAGACGGUGAAAUGAAUUUUGAACCGUUGAUUGGUAUGUUAACGGUCGGCGUAGAUGGCGAUCCAGUUUCGACCGUGGAUUUUGAAGAAAUCAAAGGUCGUGAAUGUUUGGAGAAGCGUGACGAGGGUCGCCAUCCUUGUGCUCUCUUUAGAGGCUUUGGGAGAAUAAACAUGGACCGUAGAUUUGCUUGA
Dovyalis caffra is the source of this 1587-nucleotide messenger RNA. Lineage: Eukaryota; Viridiplantae; Streptophyta; Magnoliopsida; Malpighiales; Salicaceae. The record is from the annotation of a GenBank genome assembly.